Messenger RNA from Prosopis cineraria, 1613 nucleotides. RefSeq lists its product as uncharacterized. The record is from RefSeq and is a predicted model, not a curated record. NCBI's taxonomy places the organism in Eukaryota, Viridiplantae, Streptophyta, Magnoliopsida, Fabales, Fabaceae. The transcript has 6 exons. Bases 207 to 1613 code for a protein of 468 amino acids.
GAGAAUUCGGUGUUUGGACACUGCAUAGCUAAGUUGAGCGAGCUCGCACCUCCUCUCUCUCGCCGCUCCGCCUUGCUCCGCGUCCUAGGCAUUCUCACCUCCGUCCUUCUUUUAUCUUCUAUAUUUUCACCGCCAACGCUCCUGGCGGUGCUUUAAGGAGGAUUAACCAGUAAGCCGACUCAAAAGAAGUAGUGGUGGGGGUGCUAAUGGCGGCCACGGCAGCCUCCUACAUCACCGACGGUCCUGUCCUCAGCCUUAUUAACAAGCGUAUCCGUGGCCUCCGCAAGAAAUACAAUCGUAUUUUGCAGAUGGAAGAGUCUAUUUCUCAGGGCAAAUCAAUCAACAAGGAGCAAGAAGAAGUCCUUCGUUCGAAACCCACCGUUUCGGCUCUUAUCGACGAGCUGGAGAAAUUGCGCCAACCUCUUUCCUCUGCCGUGAAGGAAGAAGUCCAUCUUGCCCUUCAGAAUAAUCAAAUCUCCCUGGCUUCCCAACCACUUGAAGAAAAUCACCAGAAAUCCGACGAACCAGAGUCUAAGAAAGAAGACUUGGACCACGUUGUGUUGGAAGAUAUUAUUAAUCUGCUCUAUUUUGGGUCCUUGUUUGAUGUGAAGUCGCAGAAUGAUUUCACCUCGACGAUGCUGACGAGAACUCAUGAGCGAGGAUGUUGCUUGACCUACGAUUAUGUAACCGAUGACGCCACCGAUCUACUUGGAGAGAAGGAUUUGGAUUUGAUUGCUAUGCUGAGUAGUCAAUUAAUGUCGCGGCCUGCAGAUUCAAGUUUAUCCCACAAAAACGCAUUGCAGCAGUGCGUAGAGCACGCGAAGCCAUGGCUCGCGAAGGCAGAGCAGCCCAUUGAGCCGAAUGUUGAUGUUACGUAUGCGAAUUUGAGGGAGAAGUUGAAUAAGAUCAUGUCUUCAGAAUACUUCACCACCUCCCCUGAGAUGAAAGCUCCGGUUGAAGUUGCUGCUUCUGCUGCGGCUGGAAACUACGCAUCUUUCCAAGUGCCACUACAUGAUACCAUGGUAGCUACUUCAGUUCCCGUGGAAGUGGAUGGUGUGAUUUCUCAGUCUCAGGAAAAGAUCUUCCCAGAUAAGGUAGGCAUCUUCAGAGAAAGUGAUGCUUGCAGCGAUUUCCUUCGAGACAAAAUUAAUCAUCCAAGAAAAGAUGAUGACUAUGUUGCAUUUAUCCCAUUAAGCCUAAAAUUUCUCCUGAAGCAUUCUCUUCUACAAGAUCUGUUGACUAUCUUGAUCUUGUCUUGGCUUGAAGCACCAUCAUCAUUGCACGACUCCAGAUGUGGAUCAUUCUUCUUCAAAAUUAGGCAUGAUGUCCGGAAUGGCUUCUUGUUGGAUGCUGAUAAAGAUAAGUGGGGGACGAGGACGAUGACAGCAUGGAUCAGAGUUGAAUUACAAAUUAGAGCUAGAGACAAGGAUAUCAUGGUAGCUAGAUCAGGCGUCAUUGAAGGAGAUAAUGAUACCGUCAUUAAGCCACAUACAUUGACGAAGGGAAUAGUGGGUGGCUCUAAUGAAGAUAGUGAAGUGGUAGAUGCUUACAUGGCAGAAGUUGUCUUGGAUGCAAAUUUGAGCUUGUCGGAUUUCAUUGCGCUUGCUAGAUGA